AUGCGUCGCACCGUGCGCGGACGCGGCGACGUCGCGCAGCCUACUGAUGCUCAUGAGGAAGAACCCCUCUGUGGUUCGAAACUAGUAGAGCUUUUCUCAACAUUUACACAAAAUUCCAGAGAGCAUAGUAAACAGACUGAAGACAGAGAGGCAGAGAGAGAGAGAGAGAGAGAGAGAGAGAGAGAGAGAGAGAGAGAGAGAGAGAGAGAGAGAGAGAGAGAGAGAGAGAGAGAGAGAGAGAGAGAGAGAGAGAGAGAGAGAGAGAGAGAGAGAGAGAGAGAGAGAGAGAGAGAGAGAGAGAGAGGAAAGCAGAAUGAAAAAUAA
Molecule: messenger RNA, 324 nt
Organism: Spodoptera exigua (beet armyworm)
Lineage: Eukaryota; Metazoa; Arthropoda; Insecta; Lepidoptera; Noctuidae
Source: the annotation of a GenBank genome assembly